AUGGACCUCAGCUCGGCCGCCGAGAAGAUGAACGCAGGAGCCAGAGGAGGAGCAGCGUCGUGUCUCGUGUGUGAGGAGAGCUGCUCUGGCUUUCAGCCACAUACUUGGAGGAAAGCCUGCGUGGCGUGCGGCUGCAGCACGGUGGACCACGCCGCUCCAGGAGGCCACCUGGAAGACGAUCAGCGAAUGGGACGCCUGCUCGCCGACUCGCCGUCCUCACACCUGUCGGCAAAGGUCAAAGGGGGCGGCGGCCUUCGCAUGUACAAGAGAAACCGGAUGAUUGUGACGAAUCCAGUGGUGUCGCGCAAAGACCCGACGUUCAGCACCACGACGUACGACUGGGCGCCGGCCGGCCUCAACCAGAAACUGGCCUUGCAGUUCAUGCAGCUCCUCCCAAAGAGUCGGCGUCCCGUCUCUGGGACCGACGGCGCCCUGGAGCGGCGCAGGCAGCUCCUGAGCCAGCUCCCGGUCUACGAUCAGGACCCCAUGAAGUGUCAGAGCAUCUCCAGCGAGGAGGAGGUGUCCUCCAUGAUCCUGUUUGUGAAGCAGUACAAGCAGGAGGUGCUGGGGGUGGGCGAGGUGGGCUUACCUGGAGAGGGCGUGGCUCUGAAGGAGGCUGCCGCUCAGAGGACGGUGAAGGAGAAUGCAGCGCAGCAUCAGGACCACGGCUCGAGCAGCGUCGCCUCCUCUGCUGUGAAUGGAGCCGAUGAUAAAACUCAACAUCGGUGUGCCGGCUGCCACGGCGAGCUGGCUAAAGACAGCCCGGUCGUUUACGCGGAGCGCGCCGGUUACCAUGACGCCCAGUGGCAUCCCACCUGCUUCGUGUGCUCAGAGUGUGGUCAGGGUCUGGUGGACCUGGUCUACUUCUGGUCCGAUCGGAGGCUGCUCUGCGGGAGACACUAUUGUCAGUCAGUGUGGCCGCGCUGCUCCGGCUGCGACGAGCUCAUCUUCUGUACGUCCUUCGUCACGGGGACGGACGGACGGACGUGGCAUCGAGAACAUUAUCGCUGCUGGAAAUGUGGGCAAAGCCCGGACGCCCCGUGUCAGCACGCAGCGUGAAGAGUCGACGCAAACGCCUUCGAAACCAGAUGCAGAAAAGUGUCAGAAAGGAUUUAAAAAACAAA
Messenger RNA from Nematolebias whitei (Rio pearlfish), 1124 nucleotides. RefSeq names its product LIM and cysteine-rich domains 1 (gene lmcd1). NCBI's taxonomy places the organism in Eukaryota, Metazoa, Chordata, Actinopteri, Cyprinodontiformes, Rivulidae. Gene Ontology annotation, molecular function: zinc ion binding. The record is from RefSeq and is a predicted model, not a curated record. The transcript is spliced from 7 exons. The coding region runs from base 1 to 1059 and encodes 352 amino acids.